AUGAACCUUAAAGAGCUGGUACGACUCGAGACCAUGGCGUGUUCCUCAGCAGCGAAGCCCUUCAGUCCAGAGGAGGCCCAGAGUCUGGUCCAGCAGCUGCAGCAGCCGGCCGUGUUCUCAGACAUGGCCUCUGAUUGGCCCGUGCUCCAAUGGAACGUACAGCACCUCUCCAAGUGUCUGCAGCAGAAACUGGUCAAGUUCAGGAUGGGCCGGAGGGAGCAGACGCAGACUCCUCUGUUCGAGACGCAGUGUACGUUUGUGAACGCGACAAUGGGAGAGUUCAUGCGUUGGGCGGAGGACGGAGAGCGAGGGGAAGACAUCGGUUUACUGGCUAAGUUUCCCAAAGCGGAGUACUGGGCUUACGCAGACUACAAGUACAUCAAGGAGGUGUUCAAGAGGCGCCCACACAUGUUUGAGGACGUGCAGUGGUGUGACUUUGGUUUCGAAGGCCGCGGUGGGAAAGAGAGCACCCUGUGGGUCGGGACAGCAGGAGCCAACACGCCCUGUCACCUGGACUCGUACGGCUGUAACCUGGUUCUGCAGGUGCAAGGACGGAAGCGGUGGCACCUGUUCCCGCCUGAAGACUCGUCCAGACUCUACCCGACCAGGAUCCCGUACGAAGAGUCCAGUAUCUUCAGUCAGGUGGACGUCCUGAACCCAGACCUGCGGCGCUUUGGGGACUUCAGAGGGGCCCGAGCUCACACCGUCACUCUGCAGCCGGGGCAGGUGCUGUUUGUUCCCAGACACUGGUGGCAUUAUGUGGAGUCUCUGAGUCCAGUUACUGUCAGCGUCAACUCCUGGAUCGAGCUGGCCGAGGACGACGAGGCCAGAGUCAGUGAAGCCGUGACCAGAGCCGUGGUCUGUGCUUUAAAGUCUGCUCCCAGUGACGACAACCAGGACGAGUGGAUCAACCCCACAGAGAUCAGGGCGUCCUCCCACGUCCAGAACAUGAGGUUCCUGAACCUGGCUCUGACCUCCGUGUCCCAGAGGCGCUCCCCGUCUCCCAGGAGCCUCUCCCCGCUCGGCCGACCAAUCAAACGCAGCCACGGCGGACAGAACCUGCCCCCGUCCCCUCCGUUCGGACCUCACCUCACGCCCGUCCUCUGCGGUCCGCCCCCAGACGCCAAAGCCACGGCCACCGCCACGUGUACAUGCGGCCGGAAAGCCUUGGAGCCAGGCCUCAGAGUGAACCCGGAGAUGGUGAGGCCCCUGAGAGCCCUCAAGUCCAUGUCUGUUGUGGAUUACAAACGGGAAGGAGAGGAUGUGGAGGCUGGCAGUGGCGGCGGCGAGGGAGCCACGGGAGCCACGGUGAGCACUAACGACCUGCUGGACGUCCUGGUGCAUCCGGACAUCAUCAAACAUGUGACAGAGAUGCUCAUCCAGAGACAUUCAGGAGGAAAGAGGACGGAACUGGACUAG
Messenger RNA from Knipowitschia caucasica, 1419 nucleotides. The record is from the annotation of a GenBank genome assembly. NCBI's taxonomy places the organism in Eukaryota, Metazoa, Chordata, Actinopteri, Gobiiformes, Gobiidae.